Messenger RNA from Trichomycterus rosablanca, 2123 nucleotides. RefSeq names its product cytoskeleton associated protein 2-like (gene ckap2l). The transcript is spliced from 9 exons. Lineage: Eukaryota; Metazoa; Chordata; Actinopteri; Siluriformes; Trichomycteridae. Bases 59 to 2104 code for a protein of 681 amino acids. Gene Ontology annotation, cellular component: cytosol; centrosome; mitotic spindle. The record is from RefSeq and is a predicted model, not a curated record.
CUGUAAAAACUACAGAAAUUUAAACAAUACUUUUACAAUAAUACAAGACAAUACAAGAAUGGAGGCACUAACGGACGAAGACAGAGCAAAAUUAUCGCGAACAGAGUUACGCAAGCAGAAACUUGCUGAAUACCUGGCUGCAAAAGGAAGAUUAAAACCACCCAAUCCCAGACCUUAUUUAAAGGACCCAGGAGCUGUGCAGAAAAUUCCUCUUCCAGGUAAAGGAAAGGAGAACUCAAUUUCAAGUUCUGUGGGCGUUAAAGAUGUUAAGGUGGGGAAAGCACUGGCAGAAAAGAACAAAAACUCUGCCAGUAUCACCACUUCAAAGUUAACAUCCCUGCCCAGAGCUUCUUCUACCCAUCUUCAGCGCCUACCACUCAAACCCGCCAUGCACCAACCUACCCAUCAGCAUCCAAGUUCAAGAGUACAACUGAAAGGAACAACCACUGUUAAAAAUGUUAAAGAGCAACAAACUAAACCAGUGUUCCAAACAAUCAUCAGGCCUCACAAACAAUCAAAGACUGUUAAGACAGAUCCAGAAUCAGUAUCUAGCAAGGCAAGACCCAUUUCUAGAUCUUUUAAAGAUAACACAAGCAAUUUUAAGACAGAAGUAGCAAAGAAGCGUUUGGUCACUGCAAAGGAAUCAGGUUCAGAAAAGAUUAAACCCAAUGUUAAAUGUCCCAUGGGCACACGAACUCUGGCUAACCCAAGCAUCACCAAAACAAAAACAUUGACUAUGCCAAGAAACACAGAUAAAAGCACAGUUGGAAUCAGUUGUACUAAACCUGUCCGUGCUCAAAGUGACACUGAUAACAAGAAACCACUGAAACCAGACAGAUCAGAGACAUUGCAUAAAAAACAAACUUUAAAUAAGGAACAAAAUAAAAAAGAACUUACUGUAAUGCAAAAAACUGUUCCUGGCAUGUAUAGGACAAAAUCAAGUCAACCAGCUUUUUCCAAAACUGAAACAGCUGGCAAAUCAAUAAAUGCUGCUUUAGCAGGUGAUAAACGUGCUGUUAUGCAGCAGCGGCGUACCACAUUUCAACUACCCCCCAAACCCACAAUUCAGGUACCAGUGCCACAGACUCUUCCACGCUCCACAAAAAGCUUUACCAUUGCCAGGGAGUCCGAACAGCCUAAGACGCCCAAAUCAACGUUCAAGCCUGACACAAAUGGGGUUCGGACUGUUCCUCUGGAUGGUAGAAAUAAACCAAAUGCUGCUCAAGAAGAGAGAUUGCGUAAACUCCAGGAGUGGAGAGAAAGAAAAGGCGUUACAUAUAAACGUCCUCCGAUGCCAGUUCAGCCGCUGAGGAGGAAGACCACUGCCCUUCCUCCACAGAGUUACUGGACUUCAAUAGAACAGGAAGAUGAGGUCCAUGGCUUUGUCUGUGCUGUUGAUCAGUCGCUAAACGAUUGCAUCAAACUUCUUCAACAGGGGUGUCCUGUAGACCAGGUGCGAGAUGUUCUGUCUCGGGUGCCAAUGGCGCAGAAAUUUGCCAAAUACUGGAUUUGCCAGGUCAGGCUGAUGGAGAGAGAAGGAAAUUUAGAUGUGCUGCCCACGUUUGAGGAGGCUGUUCGUGAAGUCAGAGAGUCUGUAGAUGAACUGCGUUCUGUGGUAUUUGAGAUCCUGAAGAAGAAAGAAUCAAAAGCUUCAUCUUUGACUCGGGCUUUAGAAGAGGAUGCUUUGGGCAGUGAGGAAACAGAGGAGCACAAGACUAACAUGUGCACCCCAAAACCUGUCGGUGCAUUGAUUCGUGGAGAGAGAGGAGAUUCAUCUGUAAUAAAAUUCAAGAUCACGAAUACUCCUGGUGGAAAAAGGAGUCAGCAGGCGGAGAAACCUGGACGUGUUAAUGGCCAUGAAAUACGUUUUUUCACUCCAGUGCGCCGCUCAAUGAGAAUUGAGAAAACUGCUUCAAAUUACCCUGCAACCCUGCAAGAGCGUGACCCCUGUGUGACCUCUAUGCAGGACCUUGUGAGAGAGCAGAGUGAGGGCACACUGGCAGUGGAUGCACCGGACUCUCCGCUCUAUGUGUACAGAGAAAAUGAAGCCCUGAAAGAACACGUGCAGGUUCAGCUUGUCUACGAGGAAUUCAGUGAGCAGUAAUAAAAACUCCUGCCAUGUU